Molecule: messenger RNA, 2255 nt
Organism: Ceratotherium simum simum (southern white rhinoceros)
Lineage: Eukaryota; Metazoa; Chordata; Mammalia; Perissodactyla; Rhinocerotidae
Gene: SH2D1A
Product: SH2 domain containing 1A
Biological process (GO): regulation of immune response; regulation of signal transduction; cellular defense response
Cellular component (GO): cytoplasm
Source: RefSeq, a predicted model, not a curated record
GGUUUUAAGGCAGGUAGACAACAUCCUGUUGUUAGGGCGCUCCCCUCUCUUUUUUGCACAUCUGGCUGAACUGGGAGUCAGGUGGCUGACUCGUGCCUGGUUGCCAUCCCUUCAACCGUCCCACGCCUCGGCCCGCCCAAGAGUCCACCAAGCCAUGGAUGCGGUGACUGUGUAUCAUGGCAAAAUCAGCCGGGAGACCGGGGAGAAGCUCCUGCUCGCCACGGGUCUGGACGGCAGUUAUUUGCUGAGGGACAGCGAGAGUGUCCCGGGCGUGUACUGCCUGUGUGUGCUGUAUCAAGGUUACAUUUAUACAUACCGAGUGUCCCAGACAGAAACAGGUUCUUGGAGUGCUGAGACAGCACCUGGGGUACAUAAAAGAUUUUUCCGGAAAAUAAAAAAUCUCAUUUCAGCAUUUCAGAAGCCAGAUCAAGGCAUUGUAAUACCUCUGCAGUAUCCAGUUGAGAAGUCUUCAGCUAGAAGUACACAAGGUACUACAGGGAGAAGAGAAGAUCCCAAUGUCUUCCUGAAAGCACCAUGAAGAAAAAUAAAAUACCUUGUACUUUAUUUUGAAUAAUUUAAAUAUAUGCUAAGUCUUAUAUAUUGUAGGUAAUACAGUUCAGUGAGCUACAAAUGUAUUUCUAAAACCAUCAAAGUCCUGUAAUGGAAGCAUCUAGAAUGAUGUUAAAGCUGAAAUGGACUUUAUAGAUAAUGAGGAGCUUUGAAAUGAGGAUUGGGAAAAAAUAAUUCCACAGGUUAUUUUCAGUUAUUUACAAAUGGGAAAUGAUUUAAAACAUAAUGAUACUUUAUAAAAGAUUAAUGUCGAUUCUUGCCAAAUAUAAAUAAAAAUAAUCCUCAGUUUUUCUCAAAAGCACCAUUUUUAGUGAAAUAUUAUUUAAUAGCUACUGAUUUUAAAAUGUCUUGCUUGAUUACGUGGUGGGAAGCUGGUUCGUGUCCCUCGUCUUUGUCACGUUCUGCAUUUGGUAUUAUGCCCUCCACUAGCUAUGGUGUUGUAGGCUCUUUCGGGAUUCAGGAAGCUGCGCACUGUGUGCUAAAACAAGUACUAGAUAAAGAGUGAAGAGUUUCUGUUUAAUUCUGAAAGCAACCUCCUUGCCUAGUGUUCUGAUGUUGGACAGUAAAAUCCACAGACCAAUCUGGAGUUUAAAAAUCCCAUAAUUUAAAAUAAACUCUAAAUGUUUAUUAUAUUUGAUGCUACAGGAUUUGAAAUUAUAUUGCAAAUCCGAUGAAGUGGCCUUUCCUUCUUUUUCACCUCUGCCCCAGUUGUUGCUCCUCCAUGUAAAACCUCAUUUUGAAGGGAAGCUUUAGCAGCUGUGGCUCAUGAGUAGUGACUUGCAAGCAGUCUUCCUAUUAGGUAGCCCUACAAGACCAUUGGAAAGCCUAUGGUUACAUUAAUCCUUAACAAUUCCAAGUGAUUGCAACCUAAGUGAGAGCCGAGAUUUUACACAGUGAUGGGUAUUUGUAUUUUCUUCUUGCGUUUAUAUUUUCAUGACUCUUGUGAUUUGAUUAUAUGUCAAGUUGCUUCAGGGCUCCUAGAAUUCAUUCACUCAACAAACACAAUAGGCACUGGGGUAGAAAAGUAAAAACACCUAGUCCCUGCGCUCAGGCAGCUCACUGUCUAGUUGCACGAGAAAACAAUAACAAAAGACAAUUAAAAAAGCAACAAUAAAAGACAAUAAAAUAACAAUAAAAGGUAAUAAGUACAUGGUAAGUGAGGGUCCCAAUGUGAUGUAGAUCUGUCUUUAGAGGCAGAAGGAGUCAAUACAAAUACUUUGGUCUAUGGUCCAUAGGAAAAGCCUAAGUUUCAUUGUAAUAAAUCAGAAUUCUAAUAGAAUUCUGGGUUGUAUAUGAGUGGUGGUGAGCUUGGUUCAUUAGUGAACUGCCAAGAGACAGAGCUACUCUCCGAGUGCUGGCAAGAUCUGAUUUCUGAGCGUGUAACAUGGAUGCUAUUGGAGUACAAAGGUACAGUAUGGCCACAAUAAUGUCUGGUGGGCCGUUUACCAUUUCUAGAAGUACAAGCAUCACUUUGACUUGUAAAGGAAUUCAGAAAGCCGACUUUCAAAGUAAAAUGCAUACGUUUAGAUAAUAUUUAAUUAUUUGUAGCUUGGGUUUAAAUUUUAAUAGGUGUAACUAAUUUUUACUCUCUCUAAUUUGUUCAUUCUGGAAUAAUCCUAAAUAUAUGAAUUAUGUUUGCAUGUUCCUUUACCAAAGCCUUUUUUGAAAAAGCUUUUUUGAAUCGU